AUGGCUGGCUGCACUGCCCUCCACUUCGCUGCAGCCAACGGACACGAGCAUGUGGUGCGGUACCUGCUCGGCCGGCGCGCGGAGCUCAAGAAGAACAAUCGAGGUAACACCCCCCUGCAUUGGGCCGUGCAGAACUCGCAGGAGAAGGUGGUAGAGCUCCUGCUCGCUCAUGAGCAGUCGGACGUGCUGGACAGGAACGACUGCAACAUCAGCGCGCUGACUUACGCAUGCGAGGCAAACGACGAGAACAUCACAGCACUGCUCCUCUCGCACCAGAGCGCUGGCCCGCUGGAGGAAGGAGCGCAGAUGGAGGUCUGCGAGUCCGUCUCUGAGGAUCUCUUGUCGCCCGAGGACGCGGCGAUCGUGGAGGAGACGACUCUGGAGCUGAGGCUCAGCGACCCGUCCGCCUCCUCCCUCAAGUGUAGGCUGCUGGGGCUCUCCUGGAGGGGAGAAGCAUUUUCAGGGACGGAUGCAGCGCGGGAUAGCACGGGGGUGUACCUGUGGGCAGCCUCGGUGAUCACUGCGAGGUGGAUCUGUGAGAUGAAGGAGGAGCUCAGGGGAAAGAGUUUCUGUGAGAUCGGAGCGGGAUGCGGCCUUCCGUCCCUUGCUGCCAUGGCUUUCACAGACGCCCAGGUCGUGCUGGCGACCGACUCCUUCAAGCACUCGCUCGAGAACCUGAGGAUCAACAUGCAGCUCAACGAGGGUCCGGCGACGUCUGGCAGGAUGCAGAUCGAGAAGCUGGACUGGACGGAUGAGUCCAGCUGGCCGUCAGCCGAGAGUUUCGACAUCCUCGUGGGGUCUGACAUCCUCUACGACCACGAGCAGGUUGACUCCAUAUGUCGGGUUGCGAACCAUCUCCUCCGGAGGGCCGGAGGCAAGUUCCUCUACGCAGCCCCUCCACAUCGAGACGGCUCAACGCUCCUCAUCUCAUCUAUGGAGACUCUGGGGUUCAAGCACGAAGUCCGAGAGGCGCCGGAGAGGUUCUACGAGAAUCCGCUGCCGUCAGAGCAGCAGCUGGAGAUGUAUCUGUCGGAUUUGGCUGGUCGAGAUUGCUUGCUCCACACCUUCAGCAGAUGA
Messenger RNA from Guillardia theta CCMP2712, 1077 nucleotides. RefSeq lists its product as hypothetical. The record is from RefSeq and is a predicted model, not a curated record. The transcript has 3 exons. Lineage: Eukaryota; Cryptophyceae; Pyrenomonadales; Geminigeraceae. Gene Ontology annotation, molecular function: protein binding. Bases 1 to 1077 code for a protein of 358 amino acids.